UGGCGGAGCAUCAUAAAGUAUCGCGGGGUGGUAAAAGGAUAGAAGACAGAAGCCUGAACAUGUAUAGCCUAUAUCCAACGGUGUUACUUUUUUUUACCUAGACAACACGGCCGGCUGUUAACACUUGACAUGUGCCACUGGCAAUAAGAAAGACCUGCCUGAAAUAUCUGGGAUUAACAAAGAACUGAACAUGGCCGCCCAUAGAAUCAGAACCACCAACAACAUAGCCCUACCCCGCUGCAAGUCAGAGGGCACUCUCAUAGACCUGAGUGAGGGAGUGACUGAGGCCACUCUAACAGAUGUCAAAGUGCUUUCUCCAAGUGCAUUGAGGCUUGAUACAACUGCAUCAUUGGGUACUGCGAGGGAAGUUGUUGCCAUCAAGGACUACUGCCCAUCCAGCUUCACCACUUUGAAGUUUUCAAAGGGAGAACGCCUGUUUGUGCUGGAUACAUCAGGAGGAGAGUGGUGGUACGCCCAUAACAACACAGAGAUGGGCUACAUCCCAGCAGCGUAUGUUCAACCUGUCAAUCAUCGGGACUCCUCGUUCAGUGACAGUGGGAUGAUUGACAGCGUAGGCGACUGCAGUGAAGAUGGGGCCAAGGAGCUGGAUCUCCUUGGAGAAUGGACAGGAGUGGUCCUGAAGCCUGUAGAACUCCAAAACGGAAACCCCUUUGCUGCCAGGACCUCAACUAACCCUUUUCUUAAUGGAUGUGUCCAAGAGUAUGUGGAUCAGAACAGCAACAGGAGCUCAGUUGACUUGCUUCUCUUUGACACCCUCACUCCUUCAGUCACCAAUUCCACUAGCAGUAACAUCAACGUCAAUGGUUUUGAUAGCUCCAUGUUUGAUACAAACACCAGCACAGAUAUGGCGUUUGAUAAAGACAACCCAUUUUUUAGGAGCAAACGCUCAUACAGUUUGUCAGAGCUGUCCACCUUGAGGGCCCAAAGAGAUGCCCCUCAGGGGUACACAGGAUUCUUUGGUGGUUUAAAAGCUCCAGCACCAGAGCAGUUUCAAAGCAGGGAGGACUUUCGGACAGCUUGGCUGAACCACAGGAAACUCGCGAGGUCAUGCCAUGAUUUGGACUCCCUGGGACAGAGUCCAGGAUGGGGACAAACACAGCCCAUAGAGACAAAUAUUGUUUGCAAGCUUGAUAGUUCAGGAGGGGCUGUUCAACUGCCAGACACCAGCAUCAGUAUUCAUGUCCCAGAGGGUCAUGUUGCCAUGGGCGACGCCCAGCAAAUCUCCAUGAAGGCUCUCCUUGACCCACCACUCGAGCUAAACAAUGACCGAUGCACCACAGUGAGCCCAGUGGUUGAGGUCAAGUUGAGUAACAUGGAAACAAAGACGGCAAUCACUUUGGAAAUGAAGGUGUCUGUCGUGGUGAAGAUGGACAGUAGACAAAUAGCCAAAGUGAUUUGCGUGCGAAGUGAUUGCAAAGAGGGUCCUUACACUCCUGUGCCUGAGGUGUAUAUGUAUGGCGACACGGUCCAGGUAUGCCUUGAUAACCUUGAGCCCUGCAUGUACGUGUCGGUUGUAGCACAAGCCCAGUCGGUUUCUCCAUUUACAUCAGUGUGGGAGCAUGUUGUAAAGAAGGUAACCCUUGGCGUUUACGGGCCCAAGCACAUCCACCCGUCCUUCAAGACAGUGGUAGGCAUCUUUGGCCAUGACUGUGCCCCCAACACCUUGAUGGUCAGUGAAGUUGGCAAACAAGCACAGUCGACGCCGCCAGUUGCUCUCCAGCUGUGGGGGAAGCACCAGUUUGUGUUAGCGAAGCCGCAAGACCUACAAGUGGGUGUGUACUCCAACAUGGCCAACUAUGAGGUCAAGGCCAUGGGGCAGGAGAGAACCGUGAGGGGCUUCCAGGUCAAGCUAGGAAAAGUGAGUCGGCUGAUCUACAUGAUUGCCACACGGACGACCGGAGAUAUAUCAGACUUUACUCUGAGGGUCCAGGUCAAAGACUGCCAGGACUGUAUCCUUGCACAGUUUUGCGUUCAGACACCCCAGCCGCCACCCAAAAUAGGGCCAAAAACCUCAGUGCAGAGGCGUUUCUUGAAGAAGAAGGAGGCGAACAAAAUUGUGCUGUCACCACUUGCCGUCACCACAAAAUACCCUGUGUUUCAGGAGCGAAAAGUCACAAAUUUAAAAUUUGGCAAAUUAAUCAAGACAGUGAUCCGACAGACCAAGAACCCCUAUCUGUUGGAGUACAAGAAAGGAGAUAUAGUAGCUCUUCUGAGCGAAGAGCGAAUUAAACUCAAGGGACAGCUUUGGACCAAGGAGUGGUACGUUGGUUACUGUCACGGAAAGACAGGCCUGGUUCAUACCAAAAACGUGCUUGUGGUGGGGAAAGUGAAGCCAAUUUACUUCAGCGGGCCCGACCUGACAACCACCAUUCUCCUGGAACAGAGCCUGAAGCCCUGCAAGUUCCUCACUUACAUCUAUGCGUCAGUAAGGACAAUAUUGAUGGAGAACGUAGGCAGCUGGAGGGCAUUCGCUGACGCCUUGGGGUAUGUGAACCUGCCACUGACACAUUUCUGUCGGACAGAGCCGGACAGCGAGCCUGAGAAGGUGGCUUCUGUGCUGGAGAGACUGAAGGAGGACUGCAACAACUCUGAGGGCAAGGACAGGAAGUCCUUCCAGAAAGAGCUCAUGACUGCUCUCCUGAGGAUGGACUGUCAGGGCUUGGUGGCACGUCUGGUCAUGGACUUUGUGCUGCUGACCACAGCUGUGGAGAUCGCCGGCCGCUGGAGAGAGCUGGCCGACAAACUGGCCAAAAUGUCCCGGCUGCAGAUGGACGCCUAUGAGGCUCCGCAUCGGGACAGGAACGGAGUGGUGGACAGCGAGGCCAUGUGGAAGCCUGCCUAUGACUUCCUGCUGACGUGGGCGGCUCAGAUUGGGGACAGCUACCGUGACGUGCUGCAGGAGCUUCACCUGGGCCUGGACAGGAUGAAGAACCCCAUCACCCGCCGCUGGAAGCAUCUGACAGGCACGCUCAUCCUUGUCCACUGUCUGGACCUGCUGCGCAGCUCGGCCUUCUCCUCGGCGCACCAGGAUGACUGUGCUAUUUGACUUUGCUGAGAGUCCCCCGACUGCGCUAUAUGAGUGCCCUGACUGUGCUAUAUGAGUGCUAUAUGAGUCCCCUGACUGUGCUAUAUGAGUGCCCUGACUGUGCUAUAUGAGUGCUAAAUGAGUCCCCUGACUGCUAUAUGAGUGCCCUGACUGUGCUAUAUGAGUGCUAUAUGAGAGCCCUGACUGUGCUAAAUGAGAGCCCUGACUGUGCUAUAUGAGUGCCCUGACUGUGCUAUAUGAGUGCUAUAUGAGUCCCCUGACUGUGCUAUAUGAGUGCCCUGACUGUGCUAUAUGAGUCCCCUGACUGUGCUAUAUGAGUGCCCUGACUGUGCUAUAUGAGUGCUAUAUGAGUCCCCUGACUGCUAUAUGAGUGCCCUGACUGUGCUAUAUGAGUGCUAUAUGAGAGCCCUGACUGUGCUAAAUGAGAGCCCUGACUGUGCUAUAUGAGUGCUAUAUGAGUGCUCUGACUGUGCUAUAUGAGUCCCCUGGCUUGACACCCGGCCCUCCUCGCUACAAACUGCACUUUCACAGACCUCAUCCUCCAGCCCCACCCCCCUGCUUUAGACUGGUCCCAUCUCUGCAUUUACAGUAGAUAAUACUCAGCUUAUACUCAACAUUUUAUACCCAAUGUUCAGUCCUUCGCAGGGAUCCACAAUAAUGACAGUACUGUUCAUGUUCAGAAAAUCAUGCUUGUUUGCACCUAUUCUUCUUCGUUCGUCUUUGAAGAGGGGUUUGUCCACUCGUCUCGUCCACUUACUUUCAUAACAGCUGAUCUUGGUUUUCAAAGACCCCUGUAACUGCUGCAGAGAAGUCUGUCCAAGUAGCCAUGGUGUAGGCAAAGGAGGAAUUCAGACUAUUGAGUAUGCACGAUCACUUGUUCUGAUCUGAUAUAGAGAUUGCACAGAUGUGGUUAACUAAGCUCUUUGUCCUGACUGCUGGGCUAGCAUUCAAACUAUGAAAGGCUACUUCUUACAACAGGCUGUUACCAAAUCUGCAGUAUUCAAAUAUUUGUAUUGUUUCUUUCUGACACAGGAUAUAUUUUUUUGAAUAUAGCACAAAAUACUUUUUGAACCACUUUGACACUUUUUUGAUGUUAACUAAAUACACUGUAAAAGAGAAAAAUACAAAAAAACAUGAUAUCAUCAUUUAUAUAUCAAAUAUUUAUCAAGUAUAUAUGGCAGCCAAACAUAUGUGUUUUAUGUAUGUAAAAGUUUACGGUUUAUGUGUUUCAAGUUAAUCUGUUACAGAGAACCUUUCCUUCCUGGUCUCUUCUACCAAAACCCAAUUAAUUUAGGUAAACUGUUGUCUUGCCUGACAGUUUUGUACAUUUGUAUCAAACAUUGAUGAUCAAGAUGUUUUUUAAAGAUGAAAUGCUUUAAAUGUGUAUGUCAAAACACUGUAAUUUUAAAGGCCAAGGAUGUCUGGAAAAAAACAUGUUUAUGCAUUUCUUGUGCUGGAUUCAGUGCUGUGUACUGUAAGCUUAUUUAGGACAUUUAUUUGUUGCAUGUUUAUUGAACUACAUACCAUCAUUUGGAAUAAAAUAUUAGCCUUUA
Messenger RNA from Alosa alosa (allis shad), 4620 nucleotides. Its product is annotated as SH3 domain-binding protein 4-like. Lineage: Eukaryota; Metazoa; Chordata; Actinopteri; Clupeiformes; Clupeidae. Gene Ontology annotation, cellular component: cytoplasm. Gene Ontology annotation, molecular function: protein binding. The transcript has 5 exons. The record is from RefSeq and is a predicted model, not a curated record. The coding region runs from base 191 to 3067 and encodes 958 amino acids.